This is a messenger RNA of Aphanomyces invadans, 667 nucleotides long. RefSeq lists its product as hypothetical. The coding region runs from base 37 to 510 and encodes 157 amino acids. The record is from RefSeq and is a predicted model, not a curated record. The transcript has a single exon. Gene Ontology annotation, cellular component: membrane. NCBI's taxonomy places the organism in Eukaryota, Oomycota, Saprolegniomycetes, Saprolegniales, Verrucalvaceae.
CUCGAAACGCCACUCGACCAUUUGCUGCUAGUUGGAAUGCCAGCGACCGCCACCGACGUCCGUAUCGCGACCCUGUGCACGCUCGCGCUGUACAUCAAGUACUUUGUGACGUUGACGAUCCAAGGGAGCACCAAAUUCAAGACGGCGAGUCGCCCUCCAGAGGACAUGUCGUUUGCGGCGUCGUCGGCGCCGCAGCAACGGGCGUUCAUUCCUGAAACAUCCGAGGAAGACCUCGAAGCUGCCAAGGCCAGGGAAGCUCGAUGGAGCCGCAUUCUAGGCAACGACGUGGAAAACCUCCCGUUUGGGAUCAUCAUGGCAUGGGUUGCAAUCGUUGCGGGCGGGAAUGGAACGGUCACGAGUGUCGCAUUCAUCCUCUACACCGUGUGUCGCAUUGUCCACACGAUUGCAUUUGCCAAUGCUGUGUUUCUUCCUCGAACCAUCGCGUUCCAAGUUGGGGUUGUCUCGACAGUCGUGCUCUCCAUCAACGCUAUUGCAGGGUCAUUCGCUUGAUCAUCGUGACAACGAGUGCUUGAAGACGGCGAUUCCUUCCCAUACUCGACGCACCAUGCCGGCUUGUAUGCGCGAAACUAUGCGGAAAUGGCCAAGUUGCAGCGACACGAUUGGAUAAAAAUAAAGAAUUCUCGAACCCGAUUGGCUGAUUCCACAA